AUGGCACCUAUGGUACCGCCUGGAGAACCUCGCAAAGGUGCCAAACCCCAGCCAUUAGGCAACUUCCCGUUGAUAAUCCUGUUCACAACAUGCACAUUAUGUGCCGUAUUUCUAUUGUGGAGGCGUGCCUCAUCGUUGAAGACCGUUGUUGCUCACCAGCUUAGCACUUGGACGCAAAAGGAAGGCAGAAUCCGCUUAUCGGAAGACGAUGGGCCUCCUUCGCGCGAAUUUCUGGAGGAUGAAUAUGAUGAGGAUAACGCCAGAAUACCAGACGACGAACCGCUUGCCGUCACUGCGCAUAGGCUGAAUUCCGUCAAUGUCAUUCCCGUCACAGAACACACGCCCUCCGAUGAGCAUGCUGUACAGCCUCCCGCUGGUGGAGACUCGCAGAUUCUGAUUACAUCUUUGACUUGA
Messenger RNA from Laetiporus sulphureus 93-53, 414 nucleotides. RefSeq lists its product as uncharacterized. The transcript has 3 exons. The record is from RefSeq and is a predicted model, not a curated record. Bases 1 to 414 code for a protein of 137 amino acids. Lineage: Eukaryota; Fungi; Basidiomycota; Agaricomycetes; Polyporales; Laetiporaceae.